Messenger RNA from Anopheles nili, 1775 nucleotides. Its product is annotated as H/ACA ribonucleoprotein complex non-core subunit NAF1. The coding region runs from base 1 to 1752 and encodes 583 amino acids. The record is from RefSeq and is a predicted model, not a curated record. Gene Ontology annotation, cellular component: sno(s)RNA-containing ribonucleoprotein complex. NCBI's taxonomy places the organism in Eukaryota, Metazoa, Arthropoda, Insecta, Diptera, Culicidae. Gene Ontology annotation, biological process: pseudouridine synthesis; box H/ACA snoRNP assembly; ribosome biogenesis. Gene Ontology annotation, molecular function: RNA binding. The transcript is spliced from 2 exons.
AUGGAGGAGACCAAGAAAACAGAGGAUUCAGCAAAUGGCGAUCCUGUAGAUAUAAAUCCAUCUGCAGGAGUGGUUGUUAUUAACGAAAAUAUAGAUGCACGUGAAGAAAGUGGUAAAAUAGACCCCAGCAUCGACUCGGUUAAGGAUACGGUGGAUGAACCUAAGAAUGCACUCUCUGAACCAAGCACAGAAAAUGUAGAUGUACAAGAACACAAUAUAAUUAAACACAAUUGCAGCAUUGAUACGAUUGCAACAGAAGAAGUGCAAAGCAAAAAUAGCAUCUCCAGUAAGGAACUAGGUGAAUCUCCGAUAGAGAGUGUUUCCAUGGCAGAAACGGCUACACAGGCUGAAACGAUUGAUCCAGGAGCAACUGAAGUUGAAGCAAAACUUAACGAUUCUACGCCAACGACACUGGAACAAGUUUCCCAGAAAGUGUCCAUGGAAGAUUCGUCGAACAGUUUGAAAGAGGAAUUUAAAAAACCCAUGGAUAUCGCUGCUGUAGAUUCUGAGCAGGUGAUGGAGGUAGAGGAACAGACAGCGGCCAUUGCUGCUGUAACGGUACCGGUUCAGGAACAAAUCGCCACGGAACAGCAAAUAGAGUCAGAAGCGAUUAAAAGUAUCGCUAAUAGUUCGUUGUCAAUGCUGUCCCAGUACUCGGGAAGUUCCGAUUCGGAAGCUGACGAAUCAGACGCAGGCAGUGUGGCGGCUACAAAGGAAGUGGCGUCGUCAUCCUCUUCCGAUGAUAGUGAUGUAGAAAUUUCAAAUGAUAUCCCAAUAGGUGGAGGUUAUCGCGUACAAUUAGAUCCGGUACUGGUUAGCGAUGCUGAGACGAUGGAUACCAACGCUGCCUCAUCGGAAGACGAGGACGACAGAAUCCCCACUGGUCCAAUUCGUACUGCAGGGGAGAUUUUACCUCAUGAAUUACCUCACAUCGAGGAACUUACCAUAACCGUCCCGGAGACGGAAUGCAAACCAAUCGGGCAUAUUGAUUCGAUAGUAGCACAGAUCGUGCUAGUGCAGUCUGUCGUUGGUGCCGAAUUGCUUAAUCUGGACACGGUGUUGUUUCUGGAGCGUGGUAAACGCGCGUUGGGAAAAAUCUUCGAUGUCAUUGGGCAAGUAAAUCAACCGAUCUAUUGCAUACUAUUCAAUUCGAACCAGGAAGUUUUAAGCAGAAAUAUUGAAUUGGGUGCCGAAGUGUACUGUGCCCCUCGCACGGAAUACACCUCGUUUAUUAUUCUCUCGGAAUUGAUGCGAACAAAAGGAUCGGAUGCUAGCUGGAAGAAUGAUAACGAAAUUCCGGCUUACUUGGCUGAACAUUCCGAUGAUGAGGCUGAAAGAUCAGCUAAAAAGAAUCGCAAGAAAGGAGUUCGCAAUAAUCAACCAAUGCAGGGCGGCGAUGAGAGGUUGGAGUUUGCCGAAGAUCAAUCGUCUUCUGUGAACCCGCGCCAAAGACACAAUUAUCAUCAACAGCAGUUUCCGUACAGCUCUCGACCGCAGUUCCAACGACCGCCACCAAAUGGUGGCAGAAACUUUAAUCCUCGCUAUCCAUCUGGUCACAGUUGGCAUCACAAUUAUACAAACCCGCGUUACGGUAACCCACAGCAAUACCAACAACGCUUCCCGCAGCGAAACCAACAGUUUCAGCAGAUGCCGUAUUCGCAAACACCUCCACCUCAAGGAAGCCAAUUUUUGCUGAAUCCUUUCGCUGCACAGCCUUCAUCGAGGCCACCUCCACCAUCGGGACCUAACUGAUCAGGAGCGCUAUGUUUUUAUGA